Molecule: messenger RNA, 1254 nt
Organism: Exophiala mesophila
Lineage: Eukaryota; Fungi; Ascomycota; Eurotiomycetes; Chaetothyriales; Herpotrichiellaceae
Exons: 2
Coding region: 1-1254 (417 amino acids)
Source: RefSeq, a predicted model, not a curated record
AUGGCCGACAGCAACAACAUCAAUGACGAUGACUAUGUUGCCAAAUUACUCGCCGAAGACGCUCGACAAAGUUCCAAGCGAUACUCGUCUAUCGGUCUUGCGGCAUUGAUACCCAAAAGACCCACCGGUUCGGCUCCCAAGCCCAACACCCGCUUCCUGCAAAGCCUGGUCCGAGACGUCAAUACUCAUAAUGAAGCCUUGAAGAAGAAAGAGGAACUUGAGGCCAGGAUUCAUCUACGACAGAUCAGAGACCGCGAGUCCGGAAAUCGAGUAGAAAAGACCAAGGGACACAGACAUGGAUACGAUGAAUCCCGCGAGAGGAGAAGAGACAAAGACCAGCAUGACCGAGGCUCGAAACGUCGAAGAUUAAAUGACGACGACCAGGACGAAUACCACCAUAGAAAUCAUAGGAGGAGGGAUGAUGAUCGCCGACACUCGCGAAAACAUAGGCUUUCGCCACAGUCGAGAAGCCCUUCACCGGAGCGAAGCAAAACUGGCAGAAGCCGGUCCGAAAGAGAGUCUGAAACUGCCACUCGCACACCACGUGAACCCAGACCGGACGACCAUCGCAAAAGAAAUCGCCGACGCUCAAGGUCAAGGUCCAGAUCAAAAAGUCCUCACCGAACCGAAGAUCCAAAACGCCGUAGUCGACCCUCUCUAAAACCAUCCUCCUCCUCCUCUCAAUCUCGAUCACACGUUCAGAAAAACCCUCAUCCCACUCGUCCCCGUCGCAUUUCCACCUCCAGCUCCAGCUCCACCUCGAGUUCAACAACAUCAACCAACGACUCCGAUCCCCUAUCUUCAAUCAUUGGCCCCCGCCCACCAUCUCCAACCAUCCAACGCGGCCGGGGAUUCACAUAUCCCAAGGACCCUACUUCGACAACAAUCGACGAUCGAUUCUCCAGCACAUACGACCCUCAAAACGACAUAUCCACCCAUGAUAAAGACACCACCGCUAUCGACGACGACGAUUGGGCCAACGCCCUCGAAGCCCUCCGUGACCGUCAGGCUCUACGCAUGAAACAAGCAGAUCGAAUGCGCGACGCUGGAUUCGACGAGCAUGUCAUUCGGAAGUGGAAAGAUGGUAGUAAUUCAUUAUUCACGAAAUCAAAAUCGAAUGAGCGGUCUGGGUUUGGAGGAGGAGGUGGUGAUGGUGGUGAUGGUGGUGAUGGUGACAUCAAUGAUGUGAAAUGGCGGAAGAGAGGGGAGGAGAAGGAAUGGGAUCAGGGAAAGAUUGAUCUGGAUCCAGACUGA